ACAAAAUAUCUUCCCCCCUCCAUCAUUCAGUGGCGGGCCGUCGCCGGAAGACAGGCACCGCCCGGCGCCUAAUCCCUCUCUCGCCUCUCUCCGGCUUCCCUCCCCCUCUACACACCGGAGAUCCAUGUUUCCGGCUGAGGGAACUCGGCAGUCCGCAAGCCCUAGCUGUUCCAUUUAUUAUCCAUACAAUCCAAUCAUCGGCGGCAUUGCGAUGGAGUCCGACGACGACGACGUACCCCCGUUCCCGCCGGCAUCCGAGACCUUGGAAAAGAACAGCAUUUUGUACCUGAUACUGCGAUUAUUCGCAGCUCUCCUUCUCCCCAUCAUAUUCCUCUUCUUCUUCUUAUCGUUUUCGAUCGGCAUCCUUGCUGUCCUCCUCGGUAGUUUCUCUGCCCCGAGCCACGUCUCCCUGCCUUCUCAGUGCAAGAUUGUCUCUAGCAGUGUGGAUAUCCGGUCGUCGAAAGUUUGCGAUCUUGGGCUCUUAAAUUACAAUGCCAAGACUGUCUUCAGCCCUUCUGAGAAAAGGAAAUUCCGAUGCCAUUAUGAUUACUACUGGGCUUCGGUUUUUAAGGUAGAAUAUAAAGAUCAUCUGUCUGGACAGACUCGACUUGCAUUGGCUGAGGCACCGAAUGAGGCCCUUCCAAUUGAUUGCCGCCCUAGUUUCAGUACAGCUUGGCUGACGAAAGAUAAAUUUAAGGUGAACCAGACUUAUGACUGCUGGUAUGCUACGAGCAUGUCCAAAGUGAGCAUCUAUGAUGAUGAUUUCUUCAGUUGCCAAGCCAAGGAUCCUUCUAUGGUUGAGAGGCUUGAUAGAUAUUAUGUCUUGUUCACAGAGAUGUUGCAUUCUUGGUAUAUCAGGAGUAAAACAGCCGGAUCUAGAUAUUGGUAUUGGGAAACAUUUGCUGGAGUCAUUGCAGGCUUCUCGACUGCUUUAAUGUCCCUCAUGUUACUUGCAGUUGUACAACAAAUGAAAUCCUUGCCCGGAUUCUGCACAGCCCGUUUGCUUCCUCGGGCUGUCUUCUUCAAGAGGGCUUGCAUCCUCGUGGUGUACCUGUCUUUCACCGGUUGGUUAGUCACUCAAUAUGGAAAGAGGCUAGGUCUUCCAGUGACUUAUGUUUAUAUACACUAAGAAGACCCCUUUUCUUUUUCUUUUCCCGUUCCAUGAUUGCUUAGUUUGCGGCCUUUUGUAACAUGGCCAAGUAGUUACCCACUGGAAGAUGCAGCAACUUUGUACAACUAUAGCAACCUAUUGGUAGAGAUGGUAGCCUGUGCAGCUUGCUAUGCACUGUAAAACCGAGCAGAAUGUGUGUAGAUGAGGAGAAUGCAUGUGUGUUUUAUUCCGCAUGUAUAUAUUCUUUCCAUCGAAGAGCUAUAUAUAGAUUGGGAAUUGUGCAGCAGAAAUGCUUGUUGGGUUUUUGCUUA
Messenger RNA from Punica granatum (pomegranate), 1422 nucleotides. NCBI's taxonomy places the organism in Eukaryota, Viridiplantae, Streptophyta, Magnoliopsida, Myrtales, Lythraceae. The record is from RefSeq and is a predicted model, not a curated record.